Molecule: messenger RNA, 1878 nt
Organism: Chrysochloris asiatica (Cape golden mole)
Lineage: Eukaryota; Metazoa; Chordata; Mammalia; Afrosoricida; Chrysochloridae
Gene: KATNBL1
Product: katanin p80 subunit B-like 1
Exons: 9
Coding region: 15-929 (304 amino acids)
Cellular component (GO): nucleolus
Molecular function (GO): microtubule binding
Source: RefSeq, a predicted model, not a curated record
GUAUUUAAGAGAUUAUGGCAUCUGAAACCCACAAUGUUAAAAAACGGAACUUUUGUAAUAAUAUUGAGGAUCAUUCCAUUGAUCUUCCUAGAAAAAGGAAUUCUAAUUUCACUGAUAAGAACAUGAAGGAGGUUAAGAAAUCUCCAAAACAGUUGGCUGCUUACAUAAAUAGAACAGUUGGACAAGCUGUGAAGAGCCCAGAUAAACCACAUAAGGUGAUCUAUUGCAGAAAGAAAGUUUAUCAUCCUUUUCCAAGUCCUUGUUACAGAAAGAAACAGUCCCGUAGAAGUGGGGUCUGUGUCAUGGCAAAUAAAGAAAAUGAACUGGCUUGUGCAGGUCACCUGCCUGAAAAGUUACACCGUGAUAGCCGAACAUAUGUGAUUAACUCCAGUGAUUCUGGCUCUUCACAGACAGAAGGCCCGUCAUCAAAAUAUAGUGGCUUUUUUUCUGAGCUUUCUCAGGACCAUGAAACAAUGGCACAAGUUUUGUUCAGCAGGAAUUUGAGGUUGAAUGUAGCUUUAACCUUUUGGAGGAAAAGAAGUAUAAGUGAACUUGUGGCUUAUUUGGUGAGGAUAGAAGAUCUUGGAGUUGUGGUCGACUGUCUUCCUGUGCUCACCAAUAGUUUACAGGAAGAAAAACAAUGCAUCUCACUUGGCUGCUGUGUAGACUUGUUGCCACUAGUAAAAUCACUACUUAAAAGCAAAUUUGAAGAAUAUGUAAUAGUUGGUUUAAACUGGCUUCAGGCAGUCAUUAAAAGGUGGUGGUCAGAGCUGUCAUCCAAAACAGAAACUAUAAAUGAUGGAAAUAUUCAGAUUUUAAAACAACAAUUAAGUGGAUUGUGGGAACAAGAAAACCAUCUUACUUUGGUUCCAGGAUACACUGGCAAUAUAGCUAAGGAUGUAGAUGCUUAUUUAUUACAACUGCAUUGAGAAGAUUCAUCUACUAAAGAAUGUUUGGUUACUCAAAACAUCCUGGGACCAUAUGAUUUCCAGAAAAAUGUCUCUUCUGAGAGCUUUGAACUGUGGAAGAAAUCAAAACCUUUUUUUUUUCUUUUUAAAAAUCCACAUAAUGAAGCCACUAAUGAAACCCUAACAAUCUACUUCACAUUGAAGUGGGAAAAUAUCCAAAAGGAGCAGCUUCAACUUCAGUGAGGUGAAAGUGCACUAUGAAGAUUGUUGGCCGUUGCUGCAUUUGGGAUUUAUAUGGUUAUUUGGUAACAUUGUUGAAAAACUACUGGGUCUUACUGCACUCCUGCAUAUUGCAUAAUAUAAUUUAUACUAUGUGAAAAAAUAAGACAGGACUUAUUACUAGGAACCACAAAGACCAAUCAUCAUGAAUUUUUUUAAAGAUUGUGUUUUAUAAGAAAACACUUAAAUGUGUGCAGCUAUUUUCUUAUGUUGAAAAGACUUUGAAAGUUUAAAACAUCAUAGCAAAUAAUCAAUAUUAAAAUUUUUUGUUCACACUGAGAUACUACUGUGUAUGUAAAAUGCCUUAAUAAUGAAUAAGCCAAUGUGUUAAGAUACCAAGAUGUGUUUUAAAAAAUGAAAACCAACCAUGCUUCUGACAUAAAAUCAUGGAAUUAAAUCACAGGUUUACAUACAUGUAGAAUGAUGGUGAAACCUAGUCUACACCUUUUAUGAAACUUGAGACUAUUUUUAGUAUCUCUGAUUUUUAUUUUUUUUGUCAGAAUCAUGUCAUGUAUGUAUGUGUUAUACUUGUAUUAAAAAAGGGUGAAUAUGUAUUUGUAUGAAUGCUUAACUGGAAAUGUCUAUGGAGUUGGCUAAUUUAUGUUCACUUUUUAUUACAUAUGAAUUUCUAAUAUUUUCAGUUCUGUAUCAUUUAAGCUUUCUUAAUUUGAGUAAAUUCACUAAAUAUUUC